AUGGCUGCAAAUUCAGCUUUGGACAAGAAGCUUCGACGUGCCAUCGGCAUUUUGGAAGGAAAUCCACCGCAAAGAACGGGAAUUCCCACUCCGAAAAGGUAUGUUUAUGUUAUUGAUGUGUUUAUUGGUGUUUAGACACAAGGAUCCGUUGGUCGAGGCCUGCCAUGAGGUGCGCAAAGUCUUGGUGGAUGAGGAAUACUGGCCAAAAACGUAUACGAGCCGCGCCUUGAGUGGGCUCUUUGAUGUUCUUGAUAAGGACGAUGCAAGUCUGCGGAUUCUGGCGGAUCAAUGUCUCAAUGGCAUUCUGAGGGUGUGUUAUUUAAGUCUCAAGACUUUUGAGUCUUUAAACCUCAUUUUGGAAGCUAAAUUUUGACUUUUUUCAGAAGUUUUUGACCAAAGGCCAAACUUCCCGGACUUUGGCCAUUCUGCUCAACGAAUUGGGUCGGAAAGCCUCGGCUAGAGGAUUUGUGGCCGCUCUGACGAUGUUAGAAUCUACCCUACGAUAUGCCAAAGAAGCUAGACUGCCUGUUUACGCGAUGCAUCUGCUGAAUUCCCUGAAAGAAGCGGUCAAACGUCCAGAACAAGCAGUUCAAAGUGUUGUAGAGCAACUUUUUGCCCCAAUUUUCGAAUAUUUUAAAAAUGAUUUGAACGAUUCGCACUAUAAUUACGUAGAUGCUCUCGCAAUGCAGUGUUUGGAGAAUCUUCAGCUCUCUGGAGUUUCAAAUCGAGCAGCAUCGGCAGUUUUGGCGGGGAUUUUCGAAAAUUUCCCGAGAAUCCGAGCGAAAAUCGUCUAUAGUUUGCUGGGUAAGUGUCGAAAAGUUUUCGUUUUUAUGUAUUUAGAUACCCUGCGAUCUGCUGAAGAUAUCAAUGAUAAGAACCGUCUGGUUGGAGCGUUCAACACCUUCAAAAAACUGUGGAAAAACUUGGAGUCAGCUGAUGUUAUACAUUCAAUUUUAUAUCGAGUUCUCUGCUCGUUACGAACUCAAUCCAGCGAGAUUCAAACGGCUGGAUUAGAGCUCUUGGAUGAGGCAAUAUCCUCAACGUCAUUGGAGAUUUUAAAGUUUCAACCAGCCAGUUUUACAGACUCGGAUAACGGGAGGUCUUCGAUUCCGGAAAGUCUGGGAAAUUUGUCGGUAAGUGAUGUUUUUUGCUGUUGAUUCUGUGUUUAGAUCAACGAAAAGGACCUUUCGUUUGAUGUGGAUGAGGGUGCGACAAUGUCAAGGUUCAAUUCGGUCAAUUCUUUGGAGGAAUCCGUUCCACCAAGUGCAAGGUCAGAGGUCUCCGAAGAAGAUGUUUUUAACAAUGCUAGUGACGAUGUAGGUAUUUAUCGCAUCUAUAAAGCUUAUUUGCUGCAAAUUUAAUUCAUUGUUUGCCUAAAACGGAAAAAUUUUAUAUUAUCCAUGACAAAAAUAUUGAUUUUUUUAUGGAAUCUGCUUGUAUGGUUGGUGAAAAUGACUUUUUAUUCUUUUCUGAGCUGUAAUUCAGCAGAUAGAAGAAGAUUUUUUGUCAAAACGGGCAAAAAUUAUAUUAUCCAUGACAAAAAAGUUGAAAAAUUUGCUUGAAAACCAGAUUUUUUAAUCUUCUAAGCGGUAGAUGGGUUUUUUAAAUUAAUAUUCAUGCUUUUUUCUAUCGAAGCUAUUUACAGGAAGACACAAAUUCGGGUCGGACUUCAAAAAGUGGUGCCGAAAUCGAAACCGAUCCUCUAUUCCGCCGCUCUUCACCUUCUGAAUACCUUUUGGACAACGUUGAAGAGCCCGAAACUCAAGAAUCCCCCUCACAUUCGGCUCACGAAGCGAUUUAUGGCCCAUUAUGUGCGGAGCUGCCUAAAACAAGGUUGGAAAGCACCGCGAAUUUCCUCGAUUACACUGGCUAUACGAUCUUAUCGAAGUUUCUGUUCACUGGAACUCCGGGGGAAUUGAAAUCGGACUCGGAAGUCAGAGUUUCCAUCAAAGUUUUGGCCCUCAAAGUUCUGGCCGCCAUUUCAGCUGUCUAUUAUAAGAUAAAUGAGCUCGUAAUAGGCCAGCAACAUUUCUCGGACAUCCAAAUCUUGAUCCAAAAUUCGGAUGAUGCUGUGUCCGUUCGAUGUUUUGAAGUUUUGACCAAUUUGGAAACGGAAAUGAUCAGGAAAGGCACAAAAAUCUGGCCAAUUACCCCUCCAAGCAAGUUUUUUUCCGAUUUUUUUGUUGAAUUUUAGGUAAAACUUUGAUGAACAAGAGUACUUAUGGAUAGUUUGAGCGAUUGGCUGCAAGAAAUUACAUUGUUUAGACUAAAAAUACCUUAUUUUAGGUAUAAAUUUGAGAUUUUUCGUCAAAAACUAUGUCAUUUUAGGUGUAGAUGGAGAUUUUUUGCUUUCAAAGGAUGUAGAAUGGUCUAAAAUAUGAUGGUGAAGGUUUUAACAUGUGAUUAUCAGAUUGGAACAUUAAUUUUUUUCAAAAAGGCCUUAUUUUAGGUAUAAAUUCGGUAUUUUUGAUCAAAAGUUGUAUUAUUUUGGGUAUAAACGGAGAUUUUUUUGAUUUCUGAGGAUGCAGAAUGAUCUAAAAUAUGAUGGUGAAGGUUUUAUCAUUUGAUUAUGUGAUUGGAACAUUAAUUUUUUUCAAAAAGACCUUAUUUUAGGUAUAAAACAUGAUUUUUUGAAAAAAAACAUUAUUUUUGAGCCGCCAAAGGAUUGUAUUUUGGUCUGAGAAGGAGCUAGAGGGCUUUGUUUCCUUCUAAAAGCAAUAAAAUAGCAAAAAAACAAGUUGAAAUCUAAAAUAAGGUAUUUUUGGGCAAAUUUUACGAUUUUUUGCCAUUUGCAUACGAAAGACCAAAAAAAAUUGCCGAUUUCCUUCUAAAUUUUCCCUAUUUUAGCUAAAUUCUCCAUGCAUCUGAGCCAACUAACCCGCCAACCCAACCCAAUGAAGCUCAAAGAACUCUUCCAAGUCCUCAACAAGGCUCAUCUCCUCCUCCAAGCAGAUCAAAACACCCUAAAAUCGGUGCUGAACCUGGCCAUCGACACCUUUGAAUGCGAUUAUUUUUUGUUGAAGGUGGUCCGAGCCGAAUUCUUGGCCCAUAUCAAGUGGGAUUUGAUAAAUCCGGCCACCAGAGAGGCAUAUCAACGGAAAUGCUUUCAACUCUUGAUGAAAAGCCUGUUUGAUAGCGAUUAUAGAGUGGCCAGCGCGGUCAGUGAACUGCUUCCAGUGUGAGUUGAGGAAAUUUUUUUAUUUUUGGGGGAAAUUUGGGGAAAAAUAUGAGUUUGGAGAAUCUGCACGGUGCGGGGAGGAAAAGAUUUUUUUUGCACGGUGCAAAACGGAAAAAAUGUUUUUUGUUUGCACUGUGCGAAAGAAGGUUUUUGCAAAAGGUUCAUUUCGCACCGUGCGAUAAACAGAAAUGAAGUCAUUGCACUGUGCGAAAAAUUAAAAGGAUUUUGUUUUGCACCGUGCGAUAAACAAAAAUGAUUUUUUCGCACUGUGCGAAAGAAAUUUUUGCAAAAGGUCGUCACUGCGCGGUGCGAUAAAUAAAGAUGAAGUUGUCGCACUGUGCAAAAGAAAAUGUUUGCAAAAGGUUCAUUUUGCACCGUGCGAUAAACAGAAACGAAGUCAUUGCACAGUGCGAAAAAUUGAAAGGGUUUUUUUGCACUGUGCGUCCGAAAUUUUUGCAAAAAUUCGUGAUUGUACGGUGCGAUAAACAAAAAUAAAUUUUUCGCACUGUGCGAAAAAUGGAAAGGGUUUUUUCGCACUGUGUACUGAAAUAAAUGGAAGAAUUCAUAUGGAAGUUCGGGGUGCGGUAAAUUUUUGUUCAGUUUACAAUAAAAAAUUUGAAAAAAAAAUUGGUGCACAGUGCGAAUUUUGGGCAUUUUCUAAUUGCAUAGUGCAGAAAUUAAAAAAAAUGAAUUUUUGCACUGUGCAAUAGAGGAAUGAGUAGAAAAUACGUCGAAAUGUGAAGAAUUAUAGAUGUUUUUUAUUGUUUUGUAAAAAAAUUGAAUUUUUUUCGGUUGCACAGUGCGAAAUUUUUGAUUUUUUUGACCGCACGGUGCGAAAAAUCAAAGUGAUUUUUUUGCACUGUGCGAUAAAAAAAUAUUAUUUUUUGCACUGUGCAAAGAAAGAAUAGACUAUUCUGAGAUUUUAUGCGGUUUUUAAUGCCAAUAUUUUCACUUCAGAGCCGUCAAAAACGCCGAAUUUUCGCAACUUUCGAACACUUUCAACUGCCAGUGGCCCGAAGAAAUGGCCGCGCCCUCCUUUGCAUAUCAGCCCCAGGUCUUCGCUCUCCAUCCAAAUUACUCCUUUCGAGGCGACUGUCCCGACCUCGUAUUGGAGCAUUCACUGACAACAACAAUUGCAAUGUUAUACGAAGAAGUUUCGACUCGAAAUUCGGACUUUUCCCACUUUGUCCUGGGACUUUUGAAGCUCGCUGAGCAAUUCUCACCAUGUGUCUACGGCCAAGCAUGGGCCUGCCCGGACAACAAGAGCCAACGAAGCGUCUUGGAUAUAGUUUUGGAGCAGACGGACGGGUUCACAACAAAUCCCAGCGAUUUUAUCAACGCCCUACGCCUAAUUUCCCUAAUUUUUUGCGGAUUAAUGGAAAAUUCGCUGUCUCAAUAUGCGAAUCAGCCCAAGGAAAAGGAUUUCCUGCAAGGAAAUGCCAUCCUCGAUCAGGUGAUUACGGUUUAUCUAAGGGUUUUGAACUUGUAUUUCACUGUGAUCCGAGAAAAUACGACCAAACUUUCGUCCACAAUGAACUCUCCGCUGUUUACAAAGAGGAAUUGGGUUCAAGGAGGGGUGAAUUCGUCGGCUUAUGAGAAUCGGUGAGGAUUUUUUGGGAUUUUUGAGGAUUUUUUUGAAUUUUUUUUUUUUUUUUGAAAUUUUGUUUUUUUUUAUAAAAAAUCGUCAAAAAAUGAAAAAAAUUUGCAGAUCCAUGUUUUUGGACACACAUUUUUUCCGAAAAAAUUUUUUUCGAACACUUUUUUUUGUAAAAAUUUCAUUGCAUCGUGCAGUGAAAAAAAAGUUGACUGCACAGUGCGAAAACGGAAAAAUUUAUUUUUUUUUGCACUGUGCGAAGGAAAAAAAAGUUUUUUUUUGGUUCCAAAUCGACCAAAAUCGUUUACGAUGUCUAUGAGAGCUAAUUUUGGGAGAUUUUUUGAGGAAAAAUUGGGAUUUUUUGGUAAAAAUUGGGAUUUUUUGACAAAAUUGGUGGUUUUUUGCUGAGUUUUUUGGUUUUUUCCUUUGGUUUUUGAAGAAAAAAGGUUACUAGAGACGUUUUGAGAGUAGAACAGACAUUUAUGUGUGGUUUUUAUUAAAAAAAAGAUAAUUUUUUUUUUCAAAAAAAAAAAUUUUUUCAAAAUUUUUUUUUUCAAAAAUUUUUUUUUUUUUUCAGCUCUUACUCCAUCUCCCACCUAGUCGGCACAGGUGUCCAUCCAACCAGACCCACCUCAUACACCCAAUCCGCAUCCCUAAAACGCAUCGAGCCGCUGAUCCGUGGAGCUUUUUCCAAUCUCCAAAGCUCCCUCAAAAAACAAACCGAGGAAAGAGUCACAAUUCUCCUCAAUACCGCGCUGGAUGGACUCUCAUCACUCUUAGAAUUGACCUCAAGAGAGAUUAUGAACUCUUUCAUAGACGAGCUGUUCAUUUAUAUACGCACUUUGAUGCAUUUUUCGCUAGCGCCGGUGACAAAAGUGAUUACGCAACUUUUGAAAAAUAUCUUUGAUAAAAACGCAUUCCACAUCAAUUCAAAUACGCUGGUGUCGCUCAGAUUGAAGAAUGCGGUCAUGCCAAAUGGUAGGGAAAUUUUGAAAAAUUUUUUUUUUUUUUUUGAAAAAUUUUUAAACAUUUUUUUUAAUUAAAAAAAAAAUUUUAAAAAAAAAUUAAUUAAAAAAAAUUUAAAAAAUUUUAAAAAAUAAAAAAAAAUUAAUUGAAUUUUUUUUUUGAAAAAUAUUUAAACAUUUUUUUUAAUUAAAAAAAAUAAAAAAAAAUAAAAAAUAAAUUUAAUUGAAAAAAGUAAAAAAAAAUUUAUAAAAAUAAAAAAAUUUAAUUAAAAAAGAAUUUUUUUUAAUUAAAAUUUUUUUUAUUUUUUUUUAAUAAAAAAUAAAAAAAAAUUUUAAUUAAAAAAAAAAUUUUUUUAAAAAAUAAAAAUAAAAAUGUUCAGACCCGCUGGAAAUGUACAUAGGACGAAGCAUCAACAAUUUUUCCGUCUAUCUCGCCUUCCUAGACCGCUCGGAACACUUCACUUUACACCAGCUCAGACAUUUUGGAUGGAUGAACAAAACAAUCGGAUCCCCCGUGCCAAAACGAAGCGCAAAUCAUGCGCUGGAAAUUGGAGCAAGACUGGAACAGUUUGAACGUUUUGUGACGUUCCUUAUGCACGCAUUUUUGAACAAUUCGCAGAAGGAAACUAGGGAAAAUGUAGGAUUUUUUGAGAUUUUUUUUGGGUUUUAGAAGGAAAAAGUGAGGAUAAUUUUGAUGAGAAAUGGGAUGGUAUUUGGAUUAAAAUUUUUGGAGAGAUUAUGAGAUUUUUAGCUCAAAAUUUGCGGAAAUUACAGGGAUUUAGAGUCGAAAUAUGUUGAAAUUUAAAGAAUUUCAAAGAUUUGGGUAGAAAAAGUGAAAAUAAUUUGGGUGAAUGUGCGCUGGGAUUUAGAUUAGAAUUUUGUGAGAGAUAUUUGAGACUUUCCGCUUGAAAUUUGCAGAAAUUAUCGAGAUUUAGAGACGAAACAUGCUGAAAUUCAAAAAAUUUCAAAAAAAAAUUUUUUUAUUUUCAAUUUGAAAAAUUGACAUUCUAAUUUAAGUGGAGAGCACAAGAUAUUUACUGAAAAUUACUUUUUUUCCAAAUGAAAUUCACAAAAAUAUGGCCUAAAAACACCUAAAAUGACUUUAGGCAGAGAAAAUGUGAUUUUUGGCCAUAUUUUUGUGAAUUUCAUGGGAAAAAAUUAAUUUUCAGUAAAAAUCUUGUGCUCUCCACUUCGAAGAAGAAUGUCAAUUUUUCAAAUUGAAAAUUAAAAAAAAUUUUUUUUGAAAUUUUUAAAAUUCCAACAUGUUUCGUCUCUAAAUCUCGAUAAUUUCUGCAAAUUUCGAGCUGAAAAUCACAAAUAUCUCUCACAAAAUUCUAAUCCAAAUCCCAGCUCAUAUUCACCCAAAUUAUUUUCACUUUUUCUACCCAAAUCUUCGAAAUUGUUUAAAUUUCAACAUAUUUCGACUCUAAAUCCCUGUAAUUUCUGCAAAUUUGACGCUAAAAAUCUCAAAUAUAUCUUGGAAAAUUGUAGGCUAGGCUUUUGUCUAGCUCAAUUAAAAUUCUGGCCAAAUUUUUCAUCAAAAAUUUGCAGAUUUUAUCUCUCCUCGGCGUACUUGUCACAAAUGAUGUCCGCUACGACAAAUUGGACCCUCAAAGCCGGAUUUGGAAGUCCGUCCUCCAAUUCAUCCGCCAUCCCACCCUAAAAUACGUGGAGGAAUUGAAAAAUUUGUUCACUUUUGUGUGCCUGGCCACCAGAGUUAUAGACGUUUCCUUCGACGAAGUGAUCAUUUUGAUGGGGAAAUGCCUCGAAAAGCUGGAAAAAACAAAUGCGGAUGACAUCUUGGACGCUCUGCAUGUCGUCCUAUUGGAAGCAGUGGGGUAUUAUGUCAAGGUAAGGGGAUUUUUAUAUUAUUUUAGGUAUAUAAAGGUCGAAAUUUGAUUUUUUUUGGGUAGAAAAGGCGAAAGCUUGCAAGUUUUUGGGUAUAAUUAGUACUGUUUAGGUGUGAAAUUUAAUUUUAUGGCAAGAAUUUGAGAUUUCCAUUGGUGAAAGUGCGAUUUUUGCCUAAAAUUAUAUUAUUUUAGGUAUAUAAAGGUCGAAAUUUGAUUUUUUUGGGUAAAAAAGGCGAAAGCUUGGAAGUUUUUGGGUAUAAUUAGUACUGUUUAGGUGUGAAAUUUAAUUUUAUGGCAAGAAUUUGAGAUUUCCAUUGGUGGAAAUGCGAUUUUUGCCUGAAAUUAUAUUAUUUUAGGUAUAAAAUGAAGUUUUUACUUCAAAUUUUAGUUUUUUCUUGGUCAAACCUCUUGAAUUGAUGUUUAAAUUUUAAAAUGAGCUUUAUAGUCACAAUUAAAAGUGUUUUUACAAAAAAAUUGAGAGAAAAUUAUAUUACACUAGACAAAAAUUCAAAAAUUUUUUGAUUUUUUCCCAUUUUUCAGCCUAAAUUGGAUUUUUUUCUUUCAGAAUAAAUACUAAAACGCCUAUUUCAGGUCCCUCAAACUCUCAUCGACCUUUUGAAACAAGAAAACACCUCGUUAUUUUCAAUUUCCCCUGCAAAAACCAUCCAACUUUGGACAUUAAUCCUUCACUGGGCACGCACAACUCAACCCGACCUGUUCUACCAAGAUUUAUCUACAAAUUUUGUCCAUGAACUUGGACUUUUCAUCGACAAAAGUGGUUUCAAAACUUUUAAAAAUCGAAAAAUGGCCUUUGAAAUCGGAAAUUCGAUCAUCAUCGGCCUCAAAACGUGUCAUCCGAACACUUUCAAGCCAAUAAAUAAUAUCGCGGAAAUGCUGAUCAAGUCGCUGGACGUCGGCUGGACCGAGAGCUUGCCAUUCAUCAGCUUUUUGUUGUGCCGAAUUGAUCUGGACAUUGUUUUAGUCCAGUUGAAGGACAUUAUUGACGAACCGGUGGAAAAAUUGUCGAGGUAAGAGCGGAAUUUGGGUUGAAAUUGAAAAAAAAAUUUUUUUGCACGGUGCGAAAAGCCAAAACAAAUUUUUUUGCUUUGCACAGUGCGACGAGUUUAGGUUUUUCGCACCGUGCAGAGCUUUUUAUUUUUUGCAUGGUGCAAAAAUCUUUUUAUUUUUUUGCACAGUGCGAAGUUUCAAAAAGAUUUUUUUGCACGGUGCGCAGCGACAAACAUUUUUUUUCGUUUUGCACGGUGCGAAAAACCAAAAAAUAUAUAUUUUUUUUGCUUUGCACAGUGCGACGAGUUUAGGUUUUUUGCACCGUGCAGACCUUUUUAUUUUUUGCACUGUGCGAAAUUUCAAAAAGAUUUUUUGCACGGUGCGAAGCGACAAGUUUUUUUUCGUGUUGCACGGUGCGAAAAUCUUUACUGUUGUUUGCACUGUGCGAAAUUUCAAAAAGUUUUUUGCCCUGUGCGAGAAAAACAAAUUUGCACGGUGCGAAAUGAUAUUUUUUUUUUCGACUGCACGGUGCAAAGACAAAAAAAAUUUUUUGACUGCACAGUGCAAAAUUCAAAAAAAAAUUCCGCACAGUGCAGUCAGAAAAAUUAUUUAUUUUUGACUGCACAGUGCGAGAAAUGAUAUUUUUUUCGACUGCACGGUGCAAAAAUCUUUUUUGUUUUUUGCACUGUGCAAAAAAUCGCAAGGAAAUUUACAAAAAAUUUUUUGCUUUGCACAGUGCGCAGGACUUCGAUUUUUGCAGAUCUUUUUGCACUCCAUUUUUUGCACCGUGCGGGAACAAAGUAAAGAAUUUUUAAAGGUUUUUGUGUUGUCUACAAUGUAUGAAACAUAUUUUAAUAAAAAAAUGUGAUUUUCAAUAUUUCCGCACAGUGCAGUUGCUAAUUUUUAUUUUUCCGCACGGUGCAGUCGGAAAAUUUUUCUUUUGUUUCGCACAGUGCAGAGAAGUAAAAUUUGUUUUGUUUUAUUUCAAUUUGCGGUACAAAAAUUUGAAGAAAAAUAUCUUUUCAGAGUCCUUUCUCAACUCCUCCUCGCAGCUCUCGACGAAAUUUUCGAAUCCACGGAGAAUUUGGCGCACGUUGAGGAGGCACUUUCGUUUUUCCAAGUCUCCCUCCUCCACAUCUUCAGAGCCAACCCAGCCUUCCAUAAACAGUUCAAAACUCUGAUUUCGGACGCCCUCAGGCAAAAGGAUUUCAUUCAGAAAAUUUUGAGAAUUUCCUUUUUGACCCCAAAAGUUUACGGAACUUUUAUGACGAUUCUGGUGCAGCUGGACUACUUUGAAAAGGAGAUUGGAAAACUUUAUUCUGCAAAUUGUUUGCCUCAGUAAGUUGUUUUGACAAGGAAAGUACUUCUAUGGGGUGUGGAAUUACCGGUCGAGAUAUAUAUCAAAAAAUUCGCAAAAAUUUUCUGAUUCAGAAUAUAUAAAAAUUGGCUGCCUAAUUUUGGUCUAUCAACGAGUUUUAUCAAUAAAUGUAUUUCUCGAGGAAAAAAAUCUGCGGAAACAAAAGCGCGCUCGGUCUCUUCCUUCGGAAGAGAGCGGUGUGGCCGAGUGGUUAGAGCGCUAGAUUGGAAAUCCGAGGGGAACGGGUUCGAUUCUUUUUGCCACACUAGAACCCAUUUUUUACAUUGGAACUACUUUUAAGGUGUAGUUGUAAUCCAAUUUGAUAUUUUAAGGCUUGUCAAGGCCUCAAAAUUUAUUUUAGCACAAAACAAAAUUUUUUUAUUGGUAAAAACACGGUCAAAAAGACACUUGCAUUGUGUCGCGAGAAAACUUCUGAGGACAAAAACAUGUCAUCAGAUCAAAAUUAGGCAGCUAAUUUAUAUAUAUUCUGAAUCAGAAAAUUUUUGCGAUUUUUUUGAUAUAUAUCUCGACCGGUAAUUCCACACCCCAUAGAAGUACUUUCCUUGUGAGAUUUUUUGAGUGCACAGUGCAAAAAAAAAGAACUUUUGGUUUUUGAUCGCACUGUGCAAAAUUUUAUUUCAAUUUUUGAUCGCACUGUGCAAAACCAAAUUAUUUUUGAUUGCACCGUGCAGACAAGCUUUUUUUGACUGCACUGUGCAAAAAAUUUAUUCUGGGUUUCAUCGCACUGUGCAAGGUUUUAUUUUAUUUUGGUUUGACUGCACAGUGCAAAAAAUGUUUCUUAACUGCACAGUGCAAUAGAAGUUUGCUUUCCGGCCGCACUGUGCAAAAAAAAUUUUUUUUGGAUUGCACUGUGCAAAAGCAAAUUUAUUUAUGUUUGGUUUUUUAUCGCACUGUGCAAAAAAAAUUUAUUUGUCCGCACUGUGCGAAAUUUUUAUUUCAAUUUUUGACUGCACCGUGCAAAAUUUUAUUUCAGUUUUUGACUGCACUGUGCGAAAUUUUAUUUCAAUUUUUGACUGCACCGUGCAAAAUUUUAUUUCAAUUUUUGACUGCACUGUGCAAAAAAAUUUAUUUUUCCGCACUGUGCGAAAUUUUUAUUUAAAAAUUUUUUAAGCAAUGCGAAGCAAUUAUCCACAUUAUUAUUGAUCCAAAAAGCGACCGAUCGAAGGGCCUCUGCCUCUCCAGAAUUUGAAGACUUUCUCCUUUCAUUGCCUCCGGAAACAACCGUUCGAUUUGUGAAAAUGCUUACGGAAAAGCAGAUUUCGUCUGUAAAAGAGCGAUUUAGCAAGCAGAAUAUCGAAAAAAUUGUUCAAAAAUGCGAAGAAUAUUUGAGGAGCAACCCGAUUGUGAGUUUUUACAUGUUUUUUUGCUUUUUUUUGUGUUUUUUGUCUAAUUUUGAGAUUUUUUAGCUUGGAUUGGAAUAUGGACUGAAUUUAUUGGCCGAAAAAGAGGAAAUUCGAAGUGAUAGUAGUGAAAAGAGACUCGAAUUGACCUCUGAGCCGGGUUUACACAUGAAUUUAAUCGAAGGAAUCAAUCAAAAAAGUAGCACGGUGGAAGAUGACCUAGAUUGCUUGGCUCAAAUGGCCUUACAAAUGGAAAAAGAGGAAAGAAUUGCAGUUAUUGAGGCAAUUGUAGGUUGUUUUGAGCAAAUUUGAAGCGUUUUGGAGCAAAAAAAAAUUUUUUUUAUUCUUUUUUAUUGCACAGUGUGGUCCGAAAAUUUGAAAAAACUGCACUGUGCAGUGAAAAAAAUCAAAAAAAAUGUCGGUCAGAUUUUGAUUUUUUAUUUUUCCAAGUUUCGUUUUGCAGCAAAAAAAAAUUUUUUUUAAUUUUUUAUUGCACAGUGCGUUCCGAAAAUUUGAAAAAACUGCACUGUGCAGUGAAAAAAAUCAAAAAAAAUGUCGCACAGAUUUUGAUUUUUUUAUUUUUCCAAAAAUUUUUUUUUGCAGUCCGAAAAUUUAAAAAAACUGCGCUGUGCAGUGCGAAAAUCGAAAAAAAAAUCGAAAAAAAUCGUGAUUUUUUAUUUUUUCGAAUUUUUUUGCAGUCCGACAUUUUCCGAACAACUUUUCUCCAAAUUUGGAACCAUUUUCGAGCAAAAACAAUUUUUUUUUAUUGCACAGUGCGGUCCAAAAAUUUGAAAAAACUGCACUGUGCAGUGAAAAAAAAUCAAAAAAAAUCUCGCUCAGACCUUGAUUUUUUAUUUUUCCAAAUUUUUUUUUUUUGCAGUCCAACAUUUUCCGACCAACUUUUCUCACCAAAAUAUUCGAAUAUCUGAACGACGAACUCCGCAAAAUAACCAUCGAAAAUUACCGAAUCGACAAAAUGAGAGACUCCUCAAAUUUGAUGAAAUUUGCGGAGGAAUUGCUCAAUUGGAUAUCGAAGAACAAUGUGAAUUCAAGAGAUGUCCAGUCAGUCCUGAAUGGAAUCAGUCGGAUACCCAGUGAAUUUGAGGAAUUUGAGCGAAUUCGGAUUCAAAAUUUUGAUGAGAUUUUGAACAACGGAUUUGUUAUUGAUAUGGUAAGUGAGAAGGGAAGACAAAAGUUCCAAUGCUGUUGCGACUCGACUCGCAAAGAAUUGUAAAAAGUUUUUGCAACUAUAUUAUUUUUAUCUUUCCUCUUGUUUGUAAAGGGAAAAAUUUGUGAGCGUUCUUUACUCUCCAUUUCUCUCGCAAUUGUUUACUAAAAAGUCUCUUCAUUUUUCUCUUCUUUUCGCGAAACGCGAAAAUAACUCUCUUCGCUUUUUUCUAACGCAGAAAUUAUUGCGAAACAAAUCUAUCGCAUUCUAUUAGGUUGGGACGAAAGUUUUCCCCUUAAUUUUCGGGAAAAGUUAUGGAAGUUGUGGAACUUCCUGGAAAGUUCUAUCAUGUGACUAUGUAAGGGUGACUUGAUAGCAUAUAGAAUGAUAUGUAACUUGUCCCCAUAGCGCUCUCCAAACGUGGAAAAAUUUCCGUCCCAAAGUUGCUGUUUCGAUGCGUCAAAUUUUAAAACUAUCGCAGAAUACCAAAGCCCAUGGAAGAUAUAAACGAAGUCUAGGAUGUUAUAGGCAAGGACGUCCUCUUUUAUUUUGUGGCCAAGUAUUGGUUCCAGAGGUUCAAAAAAAGGAGUUAGACGACCAAGUUCUGGCGGCCAUCUGAGAUAGAUGAUGACGCCCUAAAAGGCUUAAUCGUGAGCUAUCCCAAAUUGCCAUUACGUGAACUUGGAGAGCUCUUUGGGUUCUCCCAUACUACCAUUAUGGACCAUCUACAUCGGUUGGGAAAAGUGUGGAAGUGUGGUUAAUUUGUUCCGCACGAACUUUCGGAGUCACGGCUUAUACUGUUGCUCCUAAUUUUUGUCGUACCGCCGCAGGCUGACUUGGCUGACCAAUAUCAUUACAGGGAACCAGAAAUGGGUGAUGUAUAUAAACCAUACCCGCAAGCUUCAUUAGCUUGAACCCGACCAUCACGGUGAACCAACCCCAAAACCAAAAUUCCCCCAAAAAAGGUCAUGUUCUGCGAUUGGUGGACCUGUAUGGGAGGUAUUUAUUAGGAAUGGCUCCCUGAUGGUAAAACUGUCACUAUAUAACAUUAUUAUCGCCAGUUGGACCUCGUCGCCGAAAAUGCUAGAUAAAAGUGGAACAAAUGUUCCUCCUUCACGACAACGCCUGCUACCACAUUGCAAAAAUCGCGCGCAAAAAAUUCAGGGAGAAUGCAUGGACUUUUCUGCCCUACCCACACUACACCCCAGCCUUGGCACCUUCUGAUUACCAUUUGAUCAGAUUGCUAAGCUACCGUUUGGGAGAUGUGCGGUUCGAUUGUUUGGGGGACCUCAAAACAGGUCUUUCUGACAUUUUUUAUUAUAAAUACCCCAGUUUUUAAGCUCGCCAAUUGAAUCCUUGUCGGUACGUUGGCAAUACGUAGUGGAUACCGACGGUGGAUGUUAUGUUUGGUUUCCCGUUACAACUGUCAAAAUAAAUUUGUUUGGAAAAAAACAAGAAAAAGGGGAAAACUUUCGUCCCAACCUAAUAGAAACGAAUUAUGUCACGACAUAUUUGUCUAAAUUUCGAAAUUGUUAUGAAACAGUGCGAAAAUUGUUUUCAUUUUGCACAGUGCAACCAAAAUUUUUGUCGCUAAUUUUUUGCACUGUGCAAUCAAAAAAAUUUUGACUUGACUGCACAGUGCGAAAACUGUUUUCAUUUUGCACUGUGCAGUCAAAUUUUGUGUCGCUAAUUUUUUGCACUGUGCAAUCCAACUUUUUGUCGCAAGUUUUUUGCACUGUGCGAUCCAAAAAACUUUUGACUGCACAGUGCGAAAAUUCUUUUCAUUUUGCACUGUGCGAUCCAAGAAAGUUGUGACUGCACAGUGCGAAAAUUCUUUUUGUUUCGCACUGUGCAAUCGAACUUUUUUGUCGCUAAUUUUUUGCACUGUGCAAUCCCAAAAAGUUCGGCUUGACUGCACAGUGCGAAAAUUCUUUUUGUUUUGCCCUGUGCAAACGAACUUUUUGUCGCUAAUUUUUUGGUGUGCAAUCCCAAAAAAGUUCGACUUGACUGCACAGUGUGCGAAAAUUCUUUUUGUUUUGCACUGUGCAAUCGAACUUUUUGUCGCUAAUUUUCUGCACUGUGCAAUCCAAAAAAGUUUUGACUGCACGGUGCGAAAAGUAUUUCCAAAAGUUUGUUACCCCAAAAAAGCAAAUCAAAGCAAUUUUUUCAGAUCGAAUCCGAUCUUUCUGGCCUCACUCUUCAAGCCGACUUCUACACCGCCCUCACGGAGCUCAUAAAACGCUCGGACUUGACGGCCUACGACAACAAUGACCAAUUUUGCAUCGAAAAUUUUUCGAAUUUCUUUUCCAUGACCAUUGACCAGCUGGAAAGGCAGAUCCCAAAAACGGAUCGACUCAAAAUCGAUAAAAAUUGGAAGCUGGUCAUCAGUGGAGAGGAUGAAAAUGACGAAAUUUUGGAGGCAUUUCUUUAUUCCCAGAAGGCCGCACAUAUUUUACAGAUGAAAAAAUUGAAUGGAAUGCCGAAUCAGCACUUUGAGGCGGUCAAAAAGGCAAUUUUAUGUGAGUUUUGAGAAAUUCUUAUAUUACUUUAGGUAAAAAUUGAUGAUUUUUUGGAUUUUUGAAGGUUGAGAGGGGGGUUUUAAGACAUUUUGAGGUUGGAUUUAUAUUGUUUUAGAUAAAAAUGGAAGAAAAUUUUGAUUUGCGAGAAAAUUUUAGAUUACUUUAGGUGAAAAUUGAUGAUUUUUUUGAUUUUUGAAGGUUGAGAGGGGUGUUUUAAGACAUUUUGAGGUUGGAUUUAUAUUGUUUUAGAUAAAAAUGGAAGAAAAUUUUGAUUUGCGAGAAAAUUUUAGAUUACUUUAGGUGAAAAUUGAUGAUUUUUUUGAUUUUUGAAGGUUGAGAGGGGUGUUUUAAGACAUUUUGAGGUUGGAUUUAUAUUUUUUUAGGUAAAAAUGGAAGAAAUUUUUAUUUUGCGAGAAAAUUUUAUAUUACUUUAGGUGAAAAUUGAUGAUUGUUUGGAUUUUUGAAGGUUGAGAGAGGCAUUUUAAGACAGUUUGAGGUUGGAUUUAUAUUGUUUUAGGUAAAAAUGGAAGAAAUUUUUGAUUUGCGAGAAGAUUUUAUAUUACUUUAGGUAAAAAUUGAUGAUUUUUUGAAUCUAAAAAGCUCCCAGAAAGUUUCAGUUUGUUUUUUACGGAAUUUUCAGUCGUAUUUUAUAUUGCUUUAAUACAAAUUUGACAAAAAACUAAAAAAAUUUUUUUUGAUUUUGAAAUUUUUUAUAUUGUUUUAGGUAAAAACCCUCUAAAAAAUCCUUUUUCAGCCAUUCUAAGGCUCAAUGUGUUCUCCAAAAUGUUCCUUUUCCCACAAAAAGCGCUGGUCCGAGGAGUUUCCCUUCAAAUUGAACCCCAAAAAGACAAAAUUUCUAUCCCAAUGAUCUCAAUUCACCUCCUCAGCGACUUUGAAAUCCUCUCGGACUUUUUGCAACGCAUUUUCUUGCUCGGAUGGACCAAAAAAUCCCAAUUUGAGGAGAUUUGGAUGUCACUUUUUGGGGUUUUAUGCUCAACUCCGAUCGGAAAUGAACUCCAAGGAGAAGAUGUGCAGGUAAAAUUAUAUUUUUUUGAUGAAAAAUUGGUGAAAAUUUAUUGAAAAUGGAUGGAAAUACCAAAAAAAAAAUUUUUUUUUCCGAAAAAAAUUUUGCAUUUUUUCGCACUGUGCGAAAUUUUUUUAUGAAGAUUGCACUGUGCAGUCGAAUUUUUCCUUUGCACCGUGCAAUCGGAAAUAUUUUUUGAUGCGAAAAAAAAAUUUUGUUUUGCACCGUGCAAAAAAGUAAAAAAAGUUCGACUGCACUGUGCGAAAGUUAUUUUUAUUUGCACUGUGCAACCAACCAAACUUUUUGUCGCUCUUUUUUUGCACUGUGCGGUGGAAAACAGCUUCAUUGCACGGUGCAAAAAAAGUUUUGCUGCACAGUGCGAACAUUCCUUUCAUUUCGCACUGUGCAACCAAACUUUUUAUCGCUCAUUUUUUUGCACUGUGCAAAAAAGUAAAAAAAGUUCGACUGCACUGUGCGAAAUUUAUUUUUAUUUGCACUGUGCAACCAACCAAACUUUUUGUCGCUCUUUUUUUGCACUGUGCGGAAAACAGUUUCAUUGCACCGUGGGAACAAUGUUUUCAUUUUGCACUGUGCAACCAAACUUUUUGUCGCUCAUUUUUUUGCACCGUGCAAAAACAAAGUUGACUGCACAGUGCGAACAUUCCUUUCAUUUCGCACUGUGCAACCAAAAUUUUUGUCGCAAAUUUUUUGCACCGUGCAAAAACAAAUUGGACUGCACGGUGCGAACAUUCCUUUCGUUUCGCACUGUGCAACCAACCAAACUUUUUGUCGCUCAUUUUUUUUGCACUGUGCAAAAACAAAUUUGACUGCACAGUGCGAACAUUUCUUUUCACUUUGCACUGUGCAACCAACCAAACUUUUUGUCGCUCAUUUUUUUGCACUGUGCAAAAACAAAUUUGACUGCGCAGUGCGAACAUUGUUUUCAUUUUGCACUGUGCAACCAAACUUUUUGUCGCAAAUUUUUUUGCACCGUGCAAAAAAGUUCGACUGCACUGUGCGAAAUUUAUUUUUAUUUGCACUGUGCAACCAACCAAACUUUUUGUCGCUCAUUUUUUGCACUGUGCAAAAACAAGACUGCACAGUGCUGAACAUUUCUUUCAUUUUGCACUGUGCAACCAAACUUUUUGUCGCUCAUUUUUUUUGCACUGUGCAAAAACAAAUUUGACUGCACAGUGCGAUCAUUUCUUUUCACUUUGCACUGUGCAACCAACCAAACUUUUUGUCGCUCAUUUUUUGCACUGUGCAAAAACAAGACUGCACAGUGCUGAACAUUUCUUUCAUUUUGCACUGCGCAACCAAACUUUUUGUCUCAAAUUUUUUGCACUGUGCGGUGGAAAACAGUUUCAUUGCACGGUGCGAACAUUUAUUUUCAUUUUGCGCUGUGCAACCAAACUUUUUGUCGCUCAUUUUUUUGCACCAUGGAAAAAAGUUUUGCUGCACAGUGCGAACAUUUCUUUUCACUUUGCACUGUGCAACCAAACUUUUUGUCACUCAUUUUUUUUGCACUGUGCAAAAACAAAUUUGACUGCACAGUGCGAACAUUUCUUUUCACUUUGCACUGUGCAACCAACCAAACUUUUUGUCGCUCAUUUUUUUUGCACUGUGCAAAAACAAAUUUGACUGCACAGUGCGAACAUUUCUUUUCACUUUGCACUGUGCAACCAACCAAACUUUUUGUCGCUCAUUUUUUUGCACUGUGCAAAAACAAAUUUGACUGCGCAGUGCGAACAUUGUUUUCAUUUUGCACUGUGCAACCAAACUUUUUGUCGCAAAUUUUUUUGCACCGUGCAAAAAAGUUCGACUGCACUGUGCGAAAUUUAUUUUUAUUUGCACUGUGCAACCAACCAAACUUUUUGUCGCUCAUUUUUUGCACUGUGCAAAAACAAGACUGCACAGUGCUGAACAUUUCUUUCAUUUUGCACUGUGCAACCAAACUUUUUGUCGCUCAUUUUUUUUGCACUGUGCAAAAACAAAUUUGACUGCACAGUGCGAUCAUUUCUUUUCACUUUGCACUGUGCAACCAACCAAACUUUUUGUCGCUCAUUUUUUGCACUGUGCAAAAACAAGACUGCACAGUGCUGAACAUUUCUUUCAUUUUGCACUGUGCAACCAAACUUUUUGUCUCAAAUUUUUUGCACUGUGCGGUGGAAAACAGUUUCAUUGCACGGUGCGAACAUUUAUUUUCAUUUUGCGCUGUGCAACCAAACUUUUUGUCGCUCAUUUUUUUGCACCAUGGAAAAAAGUUUUGCUGCACAGUGCGAACAUUUCUUUUCACUUUGCACUGUGCAACCAAACUUUUUGUCACUCAUUUUUUUUGCACUGUGCAAAAACAAAUUUGACUGCACAGUGCGAAAAUUCCUUUCAUUUCGCACUGUGCAACCAAACUUUUUGUCGCAGAUUUUUUGCACUGUGCAAUCCAACAAAAUUUGUUUUUUUUUUCUUUGCACUGUGCAAUCAAAAAAUUUUUUGACUGCACGGUGCGAAAAAUUUUUAUUUUUAUUUUUUUUGAUUUUUGAAAAAAAAUUUGCAAAAAUUGCACUUACGAUGUGUUUCAUUGUUAAAUCUGCCUUUUUCAGCAAAUUGUCGACCAACUUUCGGCCAGCACUCUGGCCGUGGAAGCGCUCACGGGGAUGCUGACCAUGUCCCUGCUAUACCCAACGCCCGGAGACACCGUAAAUAGCCGAUUCAUGAUCAAGACAAGACAGACCAGGGAUUCUUACUUGUUUUUGAACUCAUUGUAAGCUGAGAUUUGCUGAUUUUUUGAGAAAAAUUUGGGGAAAAUAAUGAUUUUUGGGAAGAUGAGGAAAUUUUGGGAUUGCACUGUGCGGAGAGAAGGCGGUGAAAUAAAAAAAUAAAAAUGUCUAAUGCGUUUUUAGAGCCUAGAUAUUGAUUGUUGAAAGUUUGAUGGCUCUGCUUCAAGUAUUUUUUGAGAUAUUGAAGGUUUUGUCAUCUAGUGUAAUAUUGGACCUUGAAGAAAAAAUAGCUCCUGGAUUUGGUUCAAAAUUUACUCAUAGCGCCUUGAGGGCAUUUAGAGCGACUUCUGAAAGUUUGAGGAUUAAAUGUUGACAUUCACCCAAGAUAUAAGAGAUUUGAUGAUCAAGUACAAUAUUGCGCUGUUUCAAAAAAUUUCUUCUCAAUUUCGACCAAAGCAUUUUUACAGUGCCCUUAGGCCAUGUAAAAAGUAUGCUGAGAGUUUAAGACAAUAACUCGCGGAUUUGGCCAAGAUAUAGACGUUUUCAUGACCAAGUAUAAUAUCGCACUGUGCGAUGAAAAUUUACUCAAAAAUUGACAUUUUUGUUUGGAUAAAAGUUGAUCAUUUGCCCUUUCAUGGCUUCUUUUACACUUCUCACUAACUUUUCACAUUUUCAAAAUUUCAGAAAUGGUCGAAAAGCCGCCAUUUCUCGGACUCAGGUCGAAAAUUCCUUCAAUCCCGCGCAAAUCUUCUCCGCAAACUUGGAAAAACUCGCCGCGGACGGCCAAAAAUACGCUCUGGGACAGACCUCGGUCUUCUAUUUGUGGAGCAUCACCGGCGAACUCGAACCAACCAACAAAAAACCGAGCGGAAUGCCCAAAAGUGUAAGCGAUUACCUAAUCCAGGCGUCCACGGACUUGGAUACGGUCAGCUCGCUGAAAUCGCUGUUUGAAAACUUUUUUCAUUGGUUCGAAAAUGGCUACAAGACCUUACCACUCCCCCUACUGGCGGCCAGCAUUAAAAGUGUAAGCGGAUUUUGGAGUUGUGGCGAUUUUUUAUAUUGUACUAGACAUCUGAUAAAAAAUUUUAUUUUUUUGCCCAUUUUUGAUGAAAUUGUUGCAGAUUGCCAUCCUCUCGGACAUGUUUGAUGAUAUCCAACUCUAUGUGAGAGUUUACGGGUAUUUGAAGGAGGUUUUUGUUAGUUUUCAUCUUCAAAAUCAUCCAGCACAAGGUCUCCUAAAUUAUUGUUUAUUGAAAUUUGCCGCCAUUGUCGACUUGGAAAGUGAGUUUAGAACGAAUCCUAAAGGAUUUUAGCUCAUUUAUAUCUAAUUUUUGUUUUUUAAAAUACCCGGAUUUCAACUGAAUCAAGACGGUUUUCAGGACUCGACUCAGACCCAAACGAAGCCCGAAAAAUCGUCGAUAGCAUGAUCGCGGACGCCCAAGAAGAAGAGGACACAUUCGUCCUGGACUGCACACUUCAUGGACUCCUGUAUUUACUACAGUCGGUCAUUGUCGACGAAUUCCAACAACAAUUAAAAGGGGUUGGGGAAAAAGUACUCGGGAAGUUGGAAAAAAUCCAUUCCAACUAUGAUUUGAUCCAUGAAGAGUAAGUGAAAUGGUCUUGCAAAGAGGCUACAGGGUCUGUAGAAGGGAUGGGCGAUGUUUUGGGGUGUUAGUUUUAGGGAUUACUGUAACUUUUUUGGAGAUUUUUUGAUUUUUUGGGGGUUUUUUGAAAAAAAUGAGGGAUUUUUGGAAAAAUUGAGGUUGAAAAUGCCCUGAGGUUGUUGAUUUUUUAUAAAAUUUUGUGAGGAGUUUUGUGGGUUACUGUAACUUAAAUUUUUUUAAAAUUUUUUUGAUUUUUUUUUUUUUGGAAAAGUUGAGGAAUUUUGAAAAAAUUGGAGUUUAAAAUGCCCUGAGGCUGUUGAUUUUUUUAUAAAAUUUUGGGAGGAGCUUUGUGGGUACUGUAACGUUAAUUUUUUAAUGAAAAAUCAAAAAAAAAAAAUUUUUUUUUUUUGAAAAAUCGAAAUUUUUUUUAAUAAAAAAUUACCCGCAAGCAUGGUUUUUUCAGUGAAUUAGAGACCAUGGAACAUCACAAACUCUUGUGGACCCUGAUCUUCCGCGUUUUUGAACAAUUCGGCCGAGGCGAUUCCGAAUUUGAUCAGCGAUUUUUGAAGGUACCCCAAAAAUUUUUUUUGACUAUAAAUUUGAAUUUAGCUCACCAAGACAGUCCUUAUGGACCCCAGAGUCCCAACAUGGCAAAAGAAUAUCGUUUCGAAUGGCAUUCAGGGAUUAGUUUGUCAUAGCGCAUCUUUCACAGAGGCCUUCCGAGAUUGCGCUGUUGGUAAGUUGUGGAUAUUGAUAGGGGAAAAUUAGGUGGUUGAGAGUGUAAUAGAUGUGUUUAGCUCUAAUAUAAGGGGUUUUGAAGGAUUCAGCGUUUGAUAUUAACUUAAAUACGUCAAAUUUUUCAAAAAUCCGGAGAUUUUUUGAUGAAAAUUUUGGUUUUAUUUUUUCGAGAUUUUUUGGGGGAAAUUUUGGGAAAUUGAAUAAUAGGGGUUGUAAUAGAAGCCAUUAGUUUCAAAAUGAGGUAUAGUUGAUUUUCUGAUCUUUUAUAUUACCUUAAAUACGUCAAAUUUUUCAAAAAUCCGGUGAUUUUUUGAUGAAUUUUUUUUUUAAUUUUAUGAGAUUUUUUGGCGGAAAUGUUGGGAAAAUGAAUAAUAGGGGUUGUAGUAGAAGCCAUUAGCUUCAAAAUGAGGUAUAAUAAAUUUUCUGGUCUUUUAUAUUACCUUAAAUACGUCAAAUUUUUCAAAAUCCGGAGAUUUUUUGAUGAAAAUUUUGGUUUAAUUUUUUUGAGAUUUUUUAUGGGAGAUUUUGGGAAAUUGAAUUAUAGACUUUGUAAUAGAAGCCUUUAGCUUCAAAAUGAGGCAUAGUAAAUUUUCUGAUCUUUUAUAUUACCUUAAAUACGUCAAAUUUUUCAAAAAUCCGGUGAUUUUUUGAUGAAUUUUUUUUUUAAUUUUAUGAGAUUUUUUGGCGGAAAUGUUGGGAAAAUGAAUAAUAGGGGUUGUAAUAGAAGCCAUUAGUUUCAAAAUGAGGUAUAGUUGAUUUUCUGAUCUUUUAUAUUACCUUAAAUACGUCAAAUUUUUCAAAAAUCCGGUGAUUUUUUGAUGAAUUUUUUUUUUAAUUUUAUGAGAUUUUUUGGCGGAAAUGUUGGGAAAAUGAAUAAUAGGGGUUGUAAUAGAAGCCAUUAGUUUCAAAAUGAGGUAUAGUUGAUUUUCUGAUCUUUUAUAUUACCUUAAAUACGUCAAAUUUUUCAAAAUCCGGAGAUUUUUUGAUGAAAAUUUUGGUUUAAUUUUUUUGAGAUUUUUUAUGGGAGAUUUUGGGAAAUUGAAUUAUAGACUUUGUAAUAGAAGCCUUUAGCUUCAAAAUGAGGCAUAGUAAAUUUUCUGAUCUUUUAUAUUACUGUAGAUAUAUCAAAUUUUCCAAACAUCCUCAUUUUCCGCUCAAAAAUUUGAUUUUUCCUUUCAGAACUCUUUGAUACCUAUCAACUCCGUCCAAAUCACUUAUCAAUGGCAUUAUCAGUAUAUUUCACAUGUGUUUAUCGCUCAAUCCAGGACAACCGGAGGUUUUCUCAACAAGAAAUGGACCAAUUUCGACAAGAGUUCCAAAAAAUAUUGAAUUUGUAAGAAAUUUGAAAUUUUUCCGACAAAAAAUCGGUCUGAAAACAUCUGUCAUGGUGUGAUUUUGUAGCUAAAUAUGUAGUGAAGACAAUAUUUGCAUUUCAGGUUCUCAUAUUACACGUUGAAGUCGGAAAUCCAACGGUUUUUACCGCCCAUCGCCGAAUUUUUCCUCAUUUUCUUCACUCGGAACGAACUUUUCGACACCAUUUUUGCCCUAAUUUCGAUGGAUGAGAAGUCAGAGACCAUCGGAGACUACGAUAGAUGCCUUUACCAUCUCCUACAUUACGCUCUACAACGGUCGGCAAAGGAAAAACCGAAAGAAACGCUCGAUUUUGUGCGAUUUUUCCUCUUGGAAAAGGUCCAAAACGUAAAAAGUCGCAGGAUUUCGAGGCAUUUGAAGGCUUUGAUUAUGGUUUCGGUCGCAUUUUCGAAAGAAGCGAGACUACUGUAAGUUUUGGGGCACUGAUUUUUUAUUUUUGGAAGAUUGGAGUGUCUGCACGGUGCAAGAUUUUUGAAUUUUUUGCACUGUGCGGUCUGAACCUCUGUCGCAAGUUUUUUUGCACUGUGCAGACUGAUUGUUUGUCGCAAGGUUUUUGCACAGUGAAGUUCAAAAGGGUUUUUUUGCACUGUGCGGAUGGAGUUUUUGUCGCAAGCUUUUUGCACAGUGCGUUUCAAAGGAUCUUUCUUCGCACUGUGCAACUACUACUAGUCGGGACAAAAAGUCCUGAUAAUUUUGCACCGUGCGGAUUUGAACGUUUUGGGUUGUCGCUGCGAAAAUCGCGAAAAAAGUGUUUUGCACGGUGCAUUUGACCCGAAAAGUGCAUUUGCACAGUGCAUUUUUGUUUGUUUUUGCCUUACGUCGCGCGCGAUUCCCCAUUUUUCGGAGCGACAAAUCGUUUUUUCAGAGUGCGACAGAAACCGCGCAAAAUCCGCACGGUGCAAAAUUAUCAGGACUUUUUGUCCCGACUAGUAGUCCGUCCGUAAAGUCGCUGGAAUGUUUUCGGCGACAUGCACCCCGCGAAACCGAAAGUUCACUUUGCACUGUGCAAUUUUUGGCUUUUUGCACAGUGCAAUGAGCUUUUUUGGGACGUCGCUCGCACCCUGAGUUUUCUUGCACAGUGCGCGUCGCCGAAAUCAUUCCAGCGACUUUACGGAAGGACUAGUAGAAAGUAUUUUUUUGGCACUGCGCGGAUGGAGUUUUUGUCGCAAGUUUUCUGCACUGUGCAGUAAAAAAAGUUUUCUUCGCACUGUGCAGUCGAAAACAUCCAUCUGUGCACCGUGCGGUUGAAUUUUUUGUCGCAAGCUUUUUGCACAGUGCAGUUCAAAAGAGUUUUUUGCACCGUGCGGAUGGAGUUUUUGUCGCAGGUGUGUAUGCACUGUGCAGUUCAAAAGAGUUUUUUUGCACUGUGCGGAUGGAGUUUUUGUCGCAAGUUUUUUGCACGGUGCAACUCAAAAUGUUCUUUCUUUGUACUGUGCGGGUAAAUUUUUUGUCGCAAGUUUUCUUGCACAGUGCGUUUCAAAAGAAAUUUCUUUGCACUGUGCAACUUGAAAAUUAUUUUUUUUUGCACUGUGCAGGUGGGUUUUUUUGUCGCAAGUUUUUUUGCACGAUGCAAUUUUUUGAUUUUUGUGCACUGUGCAAUAAAAAAUUAAAAGUGCACUGUGCAUUCGGAAGUUUUUCUUGUUAAUCUUUUGCACUGUGCGAAAUUUUUUUUGACACUUGCCAAUUUAACGUCCGAUUUUUUCAGAAUUCCCCAACUUUUGCGACGAAAUCCAGACGUUGAUGGUGUAUAUAACAAGGCAAAAGAGGUGUUUAUAGAAAAGGUAAGUUAAAUUUGUACUUUUUACUGUAUAAUAAAAUAAUUUUUAGGCCAAUUCACUUAACAUCAAACUCGGCGAACAAGAAUCUUCACUUUUGAACUGA
Messenger RNA from Bursaphelenchus xylophilus (pine wood nematode), 24332 nucleotides. The record is from the annotation of a GenBank genome assembly. NCBI's taxonomy places the organism in Eukaryota, Metazoa, Nematoda, Chromadorea, Rhabditida, Aphelenchoididae.